This is a messenger RNA of Uncinocarpus reesii 1704, 1737 nucleotides long. RefSeq lists its product as uncharacterized. The record is from RefSeq and is a predicted model, not a curated record. Lineage: Eukaryota; Fungi; Ascomycota; Eurotiomycetes; Onygenales; Onygenaceae. The coding region runs from base 1 to 1737 and encodes 578 amino acids. The transcript has a single exon. Gene Ontology annotation, biological process: endonucleolytic cleavage in ITS1 to separate SSU-rRNA from 5.8S rRNA and LSU-rRNA from tricistronic rRNA transcript (SSU-rRNA, 5.8S rRNA, LSU-rRNA). Gene Ontology annotation, cellular component: 90S preribosome; nucleolus.
AUGGCUAUAGAUUUUGAAGUGGAAGAAAAGUUGGGAAAGUCGAAAUUCUCGACGAAUAAGCAAAGAUCCAGCAAAGAUGACGGCCAGGACGACGAACCUGAGGAUUCCUCAGAAUCGGAGACGGAAGACGACGAAGCGGAAUUGGUUACAGAGGCUGUUGAUUUGGAAAUUCUGGCUACAAUUCAAGCGAUUCGCAACAAAGAUCCUCGAGUCUACGACACUGACGCGGUAUUUUAUACCAAAUUGGAUGAAGAAAAUGUACCCACGGGCCGAAAAGAACAAAAGCCAAUGUUUCUACGGGAUUAUCACCGAGAGAACCUUUUGCGGGGCGCAAAUGGGGAUGAUAAUGAGGAGGAUACCCCAAAAACAUAUGUGCAGGAACAAGAAGAGCUGAAACGCACCAUUGUGAAGGAGAUGCACGCUGCUGUAGAUGGAGAAGCUGCGCCUAGCCACGAAGAUGAUGGGGUUGACGAUGACGACGGAUUCCUUAUUCGGAAAUCAAAACCAGAGACUGCUGCUGUGGAAAGAAAGCAGAUCACAGAAGAAGACGUCGCUGAUGCCGACAAAGACCCGGAGAGCUUCCUUUCUAAUUUCAUGGCUUCUCGGGCGUGGGUUGCUAGUGAAAGAGCUAAUUUCCAACCAUUCGAAUCAGACGACGACGAGGAGGAAGCGAAAGCUGAAGCAUUUGAAGAAGCGUAUAAUCUCCGGUUUGAGGAUCCUAAUAAGCUCAAUGAAGCUCUAGUUACCCAUGCCAGAGAUACAACGUCCAAAUUCUCAGUCAGGAGAGAAGAGCCAAGUGGCAGAAAACGGAAGCGAGACGCCGAACGACUGAAGAAGGAAGAGGAAAAGCGACAGCGUGAUGAAGAGCGUGCUCGUUUGCGCAAACUGAAGAUUGAAGAGCUUGAAGAGAAGGUUGCGAAAAUCAAGAAAUCCGCAGGCGUUCGGGCGGACUCUUUCAAAGAUGAAGAUUGGGCACGAUUCCUUGACGACAAAUGGGAUGAUAAGCAAUGGGAGGAGGAGAUGGCCAAGCGGUUCGGAGACUCUUAUUAUGCGGCUGAAGAGGCCGGCGACAGUGGCAGCGAUGGGGCCGAAGGGUCCACAAAACGACGCUUGAAGAAGCCUACUUGGGAUGAUGAUAUUGAUAUCAAAGAUAUAGUACCAGAUUUUGAAGAUGAAGAUGAUGGCGUUGAUAUAUCGGCAGCCGCUGACGACACGGAUGAGGCUGGCGAGGCGGACCACAAGGGCGCUAAGAGAAAGCGAUUACAGGACAAGAAGCAAAAGCAAAAGGAGUCGAAACUUGAACGAAGAAAGAUUGAGCAGGUCGUUGACCGGAACCUGGAUCUGGACGCGACAUUGCUACCGGGUUCAUCCAAGAAGUUCUCUGGUACCUUCCGCUACCGGGAGACUUCACCAUCCAGCUUUGGGCUUACGCCUCAAGAUAUCCUUAUGGCAGACGACAGCCAGCUCAACCAAUUCGCCGGGCUGAAGAAACUUGCCACGUUCCGGGCACCCGACAAAAAGAAGCGCGACCAAAAGAAGCUGGGGAAAAAGGCGAGACUGCGGCAAUGGCGAAAGGAGACAUUUGGUGAUGAGAAUGGACCGCAGAUGCCAAUCAUGGCCGAAGCGGAGCCAGAAGCCUCCACCGACAGAGUAGUCAAGGCGUCUAGUGGCGAUACUGAGAUGAAAGUAGAUAUACGGGAAGGGAAGAAAAAGAGAAAGAGGUCCAAAAAGCACUGA